AUGCGCACCUUCUCGGCCGGCCUCACGGCCAUCUUCGUGGCGCACACGCUCGCUGUUCCGCCGCCAGUCCAAAUUCCCAUCACAGCGGAUAGACGGAUACACAAAACCUCUGGCACCACGGACUCACAUCGCAAACUUCGUGGCCGUUUCCUACAGAUUACAGACUUUCACCCCGAUCCUCAUUACGAAGUAUACUCCUCGACCAGUAAAGAUGGCGCCUGUCACAGAGGGCAGGGUCCUGCGGGCAUCUACGGUGCAGAGACCAGCGAGUGCGACAGUCCCUUUUCACUCGUGAACAAAACAAUGGAAUGGGUGGCGGAGAAUGUCCGAGAUAAGAUCGACUUCGUCAUCUGGACCGGUGAUUCUGCUCGGCAUGACAACGAUGAUGAGCUUCCUCGGAGUCGCGAGCAGGUCGUAUCACUCAACAAAUUCUUGGUUCAAAAGAUGGCAGAGACUUUUGGCAAGCACAACGGUGAUGAGACGGACGAUGAUCCCAACAAUGAUUUCAUCAUUCCCAUCGUGCCCAAUAUCGGCAACAACGACAUUCUUCCACACAACAUUCUCGCCAAGGGUCCCAAUGACUGGACACGAACAUACUCUCAGGUUUGGAGGCAGUUCAUUCCUGAGGUGCAAAAGCAUCAGUUCGAGCAGGGAGGUUGGUUCUACGUUGAGGUCAUUCCUCACAAGCUUGCCGUCUUCAGCUUGAACACCAUGUACUUUUUCGCCAGCAACACUCUCGUCGAAGGCUGCGCUGCGCACUCUGAGCCAGGAUACCAGCAGAUGGAGUGGCUUCGCAUUCAAUUGCAGUUCAUGCGCGAGCGCGGAAUGAAGGCCAUGCUCAUCGGCCAUGUGCCGCCAGUCCGUCAGGAUGCCAAAACGAGCUGGGAUGAGACGUGUUGGCAAAAGUAUGCUCUUUGGACACGCCAAUACCGCGACGUCAUCGUCAGCACGCACUACGGACAUUUCAAUUUUGAGCAUUUCAUGUUCCAGGAUUUCGAGCAGAUUGACAAGGACACCAAGGAUGGCCACAUGAGCUACCUCCGUACCGAACAGAUCGGCGAUGGUGAUGUCGAGUCGCAGCUCUCCAAGAACUACUGGAUGCAGUUGCGCGAUGAGUGGUCGACCCUGCCCAAGGAGCCCAAGGCCCUAACCUGGAUGGAGAGUCUUCGAAGCGAUCGCGACUUUGAAGCAGAGGCGGCCGAGUAUUUCAAAAAGAUCGGCGGCGAAUAUGCCGAGCGCUAUUCAGCAUCCUUUAUCAGUUCAAGUGUGGUACCCAACCUGUUUCCCACUUUCCGGAUUUUCGAAUACAACAUCGAGGGACUCGACGAGGAUGAGAUAUACUCCCAACCUAUUCCCCCGCCUGCAACCGAGCCUAUCUCGGACAUGGCAAAGAAGGAGCGACAGCACUGGUUCGAGGUCCCUGAACCGCCAUCCAAGUCCGCUCCUCCAGGGCCCGCUUACUCCAUGCAAGCCUUCUCUCUGCUGAAAUACACGCAAUAUUACGCCAACCUCACCGUCAUCAACAACGACUUCACCAGCAGCGCAGACGCGGACAACGAGCUCGACGCCACUAAAUGGAACGAGGGCAAACACAAGGGCAAGAAGCCCCACGAACGCGACCACAAGCCCAACCCGAAGAAGUUCAAAUUCGAAGUCCUCUACGACACCGCCAAAGACGAAAUCUACCACCUCAAGGACCUGACCAUGCCGAGCAUGAUCGACCUCGCCCGACGGAUCGGCAACUUCAAGCCGGAGAAGUACGUCAUGGACUGCCACGGCGGCGAUGACGAGGAUGAGCAAGAGAAAGAUGUAGACGCCGAGAAGAAAAAGAAGAAGCACAAGAAGAACAAGCACAAGAAGGCCCACAAGCACCGCAAGCGCAACGAGGCGUGGUACGCGUUUGUCUCACGCGCUUUUGUGAAUACCAUGGACCCAGAGCAGUUGGAAGAGAAUUUCGGACAUUGA
Molecule: messenger RNA, 1965 nt
Organism: Dissoconium aciculare CBS 342.82
Lineage: Eukaryota; Fungi; Ascomycota; Dothideomycetes; Mycosphaerellales; Dissoconiaceae
Product: Endopolyphosphatase
Exons: 2
Coding region: 1-1965 (654 amino acids)
Biological process (GO): polyphosphate catabolic process
Cellular component (GO): membrane; fungal-type vacuole
Molecular function (GO): endopolyphosphatase activity; exopolyphosphatase activity
Source: RefSeq, a predicted model, not a curated record